CAUAACUCUUUGCCGAUGCUUCUGAAGUUUCCAUCCUUCCGCUUCUCUCUUCUUCUCCUCCUUCUCAUUCUUAAGCUUGUGGCUUCUUCUCCUACUGAAAAAGAAUUCACCUUCAAUGGAUUCUCUGGGGCCAACCUCACCCUCGACGGCAUCGCGACGGUAUCUUCCGACGGCCUCUUAAUCCUAACAAACACCUCAGAAAAACAAAAAAGCCACGCCUUCCAUCCUUCCCCUCUCAGCUUCCGACGCAACCUCUCCGACGGCAGCAUCCCCUCCUUCUCCACCACCUUCGCCUUCGCCAUCGUCCCAACCGAGAACGCCGGCAUCGGCGGCCACGGGAUCGCCUUUGUAAUCACCCCCUCGACAGACUUCUCCAAUGCCUUAUCCGACCAGUACCUUAGCUUAUUCAACGAGAGCAACAACGGCGACGCCGCCAACCAUGUCGUCGCCAUCGAGCUCGACACGAUACUCAACAUUGAGUUCAAAGACAUCAAUGACAACCACGUCGGGAUCGACGUCAACGGGCUGCGGUCCGAAGAGUCGCGCCCCGCCGGAUACUAUGCGGACGAUACCGGAGAAUUCAGGAACUUGACCCUCAUCAGUGGCAAGGCCAUGCAAGUGUGGGUCGACUACAACGGCCCAGAUGCGAAGUUGAAAGUUACGCUCUCCCCUAUAAACGCAAUUGGAACGCCGACGAUGAAGCCUACUAAACCUUUGAUGUCUUUCACGGUCAACCUCUCAGCCGUGCUGCUAGACUUGCCCGUGCAUGUGGGCUUCUCCGCGGGGACGUAUCCCCUGCUGACGUUCCAAUACGUCCUCGGAUGGAGCUUCGCCAUGAACGUAGGUCAGGCUCACGCCCCGCCCCUGAACUACUCGAAGUUGCCCGCGAUCCCCCGCAUGAAUCUCAAAGGUCAUAAGUCGAGGACUCUGGGCUUGGGGUUGGCCGUGGCUUCUUUAGUGUUCGUGCUCCUGGUGACGUUUGUGGCGUUUGCUGUGGCACGGUGGCGAAGCAGGUACUCGGAGCUUCGUGAGGAUUGGGAGUUGGAGUUCGGGCCGCACCGAUUCUCAUACCGAGACCUCUUCCGAGCCACCAACGGCUUUAGGGAGAGGGAGCUGUUAGGAGCCGGCGGCUUCGGCAAGGUCUACAGAGGAACGUUGCCGACUUCACGGGCAGAGGUGGCGGUGAAGAGGGUCUCCCACGAGUCACGGCAGGGGAUGCGGCAGUUCGUGGCGGAGAUUGUCAGCAUGGGCCGCCUCCGCCACCGCAACAUCGUGCAGCUGCUCGGCUAUUGCCGUCGCAAGGGGGAGCUUCUCCUGGUCUACGACUUCGUCCCCAACGGUAGCCUCGACAAGUACCUGCACUACGACCGGGCUCAUAAGCCUGCACUCGGGUGGUCCCAGAGGUUCCGGAUCGUGAAGGGUGUCGCGGCGGGACUCCUCUAUCUUCACGAAGAGUGGGAGCAAGUCGUUGUGCACAGAGACAUCAAGGCGAGUAAUGUACUGCUGGACGGCGAGAUGAACGCCAGGCUGGGGGAUUUCGGUCUCGCUAGGCUGUACGAUCACGGCACCGAUCCGCAGACGACCCAUGUGGUGGGGACGACUGGUUACAUUGCGCCAGAGCUCGCAAGGACCAGUAGGGCAACUACUGCCACCGACGUCUUUGCUUUCGGAGUUUUCAUCUUAGAGGUUGCUUGUGGGCGGAGGCCGGUGGAGCAACCGACCGUGGGCUGGCAAGGGGAGCAAUUCCUGUUGGUGGAUUGGGUGACCGAGAACUGGCGGAAGGGUUCGAUUCUCGAUACAGUGGAUGCCGGACUGGGAGGAGAGUACGCGAGGGAGGAGGCGGAGAUGGUGCUGAAGCUGGGGCUGAUGUGCUCGCACCCGCAACCUGCGGCGCGGCCGAGCAUGCGGCUGGUCGUGCAGUACUUGGAGGGCCAUGUGCCCCUCCCAGAGCCAUCGCCGGCUUAUCUCUGCUUCACCAAACUAUCAUUUCCUCACAAUGUUGGUUUUGAUGACUAUGUUGCCUCCUAUUCAUCUUCCGUGCCGAGUGCAUCUACUCUCUCCGGAGGAAGAUGAAUAUUAGCUG
This is a messenger RNA of Ananas comosus (pineapple), 2083 nucleotides long. Its product is annotated as L-type lectin-domain containing receptor kinase IV.1-like. Gene Ontology annotation, cellular component: plasma membrane. Lineage: Eukaryota; Viridiplantae; Streptophyta; Magnoliopsida; Poales; Bromeliaceae. Gene Ontology annotation, molecular function: ATP binding; protein kinase activity; carbohydrate binding. Gene Ontology annotation, biological process: protein phosphorylation. The transcript is spliced from 2 exons. The record is from RefSeq and is a predicted model, not a curated record. Bases 16 to 2073 code for a protein of 685 amino acids.